CUCGAAGUUGCUUCUGCCUCCCGGAGAGGUCUGUCGGGCGAUUGCUUUUUCCUUUUUUAAAAAAGCCAAACAUUUGAUAACCAUCCACCUCCAGAAGUGAGUUUUUAUUGAAGAAGCUCCAGCUGCUCUCUGCUCGCUGCCAGCAGCCCGGCUGGGCUCUCUGAGAGUGAGCUGCUUCUCAGGCCAGGCACGACAGCAGUGCUAGCAAAUUUGAAAGAGCAGGAAACAGCCACUGCAUGCCGAGCUUCCAGCCUUACAGCUCCCCAGGCUAGUCCUCCCAGCAGCUGUGUAGCCAGUGACCCUUGGUAUUGUGGUCACAUUCCUCCUCAAAAGUGACCAGUCACCGUCAGCGACGUUGGGAGAAAGCCGUGAUGCUGCAGAUGCUGUGGCAUUUUCUCUCUAGCUUUUUCCCUAGGGCUGGGUGCCAAGGCUCCAGAGAGGGGGACGAUACCGAAGUCAGAGGCACCCCAACUCCUGCUCGGGGAGACCAGAUGUCAAGCUUUUUGGGGAAACAGGACGGCAGGGCUGAGGCCACGGAAAAGAGACCCACCAUUUUGCUGGUGGUUGGACCUGCAGAGCAGUUUCCUAAGAAAAUUGUGCAAGCUGGCGAUAAAGACCUCGAUGGGCAGCUAGACUUUGAAGAGUUUGUCCAUUAUCUCCAAGAUCACGAGAAGAAACUGAGGCUGGUGUUCAAGAGUUUGGACAAAAAGAAUGAUGGGCGCAUCGACGCUCAGGAGAUCAUGCAGUCCCUGCGGGACCUGGGGGUCAAGAUAUCCGAACAACAGGCAGAAAAAAUUCUCAAGAGAAUACGGACGGGCCACUUCUGGGGCCCUGUCACCUACAUGGAUAAAAAUGGCACGAUGACCAUCGACUGGAACGAGUGGAGAGACUACCACCUUCUGCAUCCCGUGGAAAACAUCCCCGAGAUCAUCCUGUAUUGGAAGCAUUCCACGAUCUUUGAUGUAGGUGAGAAUCUGACAGUCCCUGAUGAGUUCACAGUGGAGGAGAGGCAGACCGGGAUGUGGUGGAGACACCUAGUGGCCGGAGGUGGGGCUGGGGCCGUGUCCAGAACCUGCACAGCCCCGCUGGACAGGCUCAAAGUGCUCAUGCAGGUCCAUGCCUCCCGCAGCAACAACAUGUGCAUCGUGGGCGGCUUCACCCAGAUGAUUCGAGAGGGAGGGGCCAAGUCACUCUGGCGGGGCAACGGCAUCAAUGUCCUCAAAAUUGCCCCCGAGUCGGCCAUCAAAUUCAUGGCCUAUGAGCAGAUCAAGCGUCUUGUUGGGAGUGACCAGGAGACUCUGAGGAUUCACGAGAGGCUUGUGGCAGGGUCCUUGGCAGGGGCCAUCGCUCAGAGCAGCAUCUACCCUAUGGAGGUUCUGAAGACCCGGAUGGCCCUACGUAAGACAGGCCAGUACUCAGGCAUGCUGGACUGUGCCAGGAAGAUCCUGGCCAGAGAAGGGAUGGCAGCCUUCUACAAAGGCUAUGUUCCCAACAUGCUGGGGAUCAUCCCCUACGCUGGGAUCGACCUCGCUGUCUACGAGACACUCAAGAACGCCUGGCUGCAGCGCUAUGCGGUGAACAGCGCAGACCCUGGGGUGUUUGUGCUCCUGGCCUGCGGCACCAUGUCCAGCACCUGUGGCCAACUGGCCAGCUACCCACUGGCCCUGGUCAGGACCCGAAUGCAGGCCCAAGCCUCCAUUGAGGGCGCUCCAGAGGUGACCAUGAGCAGCCUCUUCAGACAGAUCCUGCGGACCGAGGGAGCCUUUGGCCUGUACCGGGGGCUGGCACCCAACUUCAUGAAGGUGAUCCCAGCCGUGAGCAUCAGCUACGUGGUGUACGAGAACCUGAAGAUCACGCUGGGCGUGCAGUCUCGGUGACGGGAGGGAGGCCAGUCCCGCCCGGCGGACUCACAGAUCCUGGGCCUGCAGCCCCGGGAUGUGUAGCCAUCUCAUUCUGUGAAUGUGCCGACACUAAGCUGACUUAAGCCAAGCUGUGAAAACCCUGGGACGCACCCACAGGGCGGGGGGAGAGCUGGCAGGCCCCCUGGUUUGUCCUGCUGACCACGGCCAGCCCUCGUGCCUGUCCCAGGGAAGACCCGUGGGUGUGCCUCAGGCCCAGGGGUCAGCAGGACACAGGCUUAUGCGCAGUAGGGACAGGACGUUUCCUGCAGGGUCUGCCAAACAGCAGGGCUUGAAGGCCGGCUUAGUUCUUCCAUCUUUUCCUCCUGCCCAGACCGUCGGCCAUGGGCUCUUGCCCCCAGCCUGCUGGGCAUCUUCGCCGUGCCCACUUUGCUUCUUCCUCACUGCUGUUUUCAUAUGGUAGGAGGAGGGCUACAAGCCCACUCCCACGGCCCACCUCACUCCUCUCCCCUCAGUCUAUGGAAGGGGGAGGGUUGCUUCCACCUGACCUCGCGACCCGGACUUCCCCGGCGCACAGCAUCGCCUGUGGCUCGGUCGCACGGGGAAGAGGGAGGAGGCUGGCUGUGGGCUCCCCCUCACCUGGGCGCUGACAUGCGUGUGCAUGCAGGGGCAAGGCCCAACCCCGCCAUUGGCUGCCUGGUGCCUGGCGCAUGGCUUCCCGGGAGGCUUGUGCUGGUCCUGAAACCCAGAGGCCCCUGCUCUGCGGCUGGGGCCUCCUGGUGCUCUGAGCUGGCCCUGGAGUUGUGCAGGGCUGGCCUGAGCUCAGAACCCAUCUCUGUUGCUGCGGCGGCAGGAAGGCAGUGGGGCCCAGCGUUGUCGUGGGAAGGCCAGUUUCUGCCCCAUGUCUGCAUGCCUGGUGAGAGAAGGAGAAGGGGUCAGUGGCCUUAAUUGUAAAUUGUUGGAAAAGGGGCUCUGUUCAGAAAGACAAGCCGGACAAAUGUGCAAGUUUCGUGCUUCCAGAGGGAAAACAAAGCAAGUAGCUUGGCUGACUGCAUUAAAGUCUUUCUGACGCCCCUGGGGAUGUGUGUCCAAUCCCAGCUGGGGCACAGCGGGACCAGCCUCACAUUCCACUGAUGCACCCUGUCACACCGCUUGAAGUCUAUUUAUUUCAUAUUUAUUUGAACAGAGUUAUGUCCUAACUAUUUUUAUAGAUUUGUUUAAUUAAUAGCCUGUCAUUUUCAAGUUCAUUUUUUAUUCAUAUUUAUGUUCAUCGUUGAUUGUACCUUUCCAACACCCGAGAGGUGGGCUGAGGAGAGAAAGAGUGGCUGUGGGAGCGACCUUCAGCCACUGCCCGCCCGACAGAAGAAGGGCAGGGUGGGGCGGGCCUGCACCCAAGAAGCCUUAGGAUCUGAGGGUUUGAUUGGGGGCGGGACAAGCAGGAGAAGUCUCAAUUGCAUUAAACAUGGAAGUCCAAAUCCUCUUUCGGACCAGAAGGAUUUCUGUAUUUCCCCCUUUCUGAAUGCCAGGGCAGCGCGGUGCCUAUCACUGUGAGUGUGAGAGGGGGGUCAGCGGAGAGGGUGGCCAGCUCCCCGCCCCACCUGUGAGGCGGGCGUCUCCCCCCCGGCUCCCCCACCUGCUGCCCUGCUCAUUAGCGCCGGUCGGCCUGCAGCCUCGCAGUUGCACUUUUCAUUCCACCAGAAUGGCCCAGUGAGGACAAUUUAAAUAGGAUGCAAAGAUCAAUGCAAAACUUACUGUUAUAUAUAAAUAUACUUAUAACUGGAAUUGAUGAAAAAGCAAAUUAAGAAUUGGAAGUUGUCAUUUAAAACAGCCUUCUAAUAAAGUUUCAAAGCUGAUGAUA
Molecule: messenger RNA, 3717 nt
Organism: Pteronotus mesoamericanus
Lineage: Eukaryota; Metazoa; Chordata; Mammalia; Chiroptera; Mormoopidae
Gene: SLC25A25
Product: solute carrier family 25 member 25
Exons: 11
Coding region: 372-1877 (501 amino acids)
Biological process (GO): ADP transport; transmembrane transport; ATP transport
Cellular component (GO): mitochondrial inner membrane
Molecular function (GO): ATP transmembrane transporter activity; calcium ion binding
Source: RefSeq, a predicted model, not a curated record